Cherax quadricarinatus is the source of this 1785-nucleotide messenger RNA. The record is from RefSeq and is a predicted model, not a curated record. Lineage: Eukaryota; Metazoa; Arthropoda; Malacostraca; Decapoda; Parastacidae.
AUGACCCUGAGAUAUUACCUGCUGUCCGGAACUUCGUGUUGUGACCCUCCCCCCACCCGUGAUUUCCGACCACGUCUUCUUCUGAACGUUGUCAGGGGUCAAGAUAUCAUCACGCGGCGAAGAUCCUCGACAACCUCUUCUUUCAGGGAGCCUGACGGAGGGUACCCUCGCCGUCAGGACGACGACCCUACGCCCGAGGGCGUGCCUGGCGCUGAACACAUUGACUACCGCGUCAUGGUGAUAUCCAAAGCGCCGGAGAAGGCGCCCACCAGCAUAGUGGCCGUCAGAGACCUUAACCCAUGGAUGACCAGGUGGAUCUUCUCAUACAGCGUUUCCAAAAAGCACGUUAUAUUUUUAACUUCAUUGGCUGCUCAAAAAGGCACGUUUCGCACAUCGCUACCCACGUACCCGUAUCGUGAAACACCUGCUGCCCGCUACUCAGAUCAAGACUUCAACUACCCCAAGUUAAAGCAACAGUCCCUGCUAUUCCCCGUUCUCAAGUCUGCCGCCACGACACGCCUUAGCAGCUGGGUUAAAGCCUGCUCUAUUUCUCUGACUAAGAAAAACUCUCUCCAGAGCAUGUCGCCGCGUCACACCAGCUGUGGACACAUCUCCAGUGAUACACCUGCCACACACUGGAACCUGGACACCUGUCACACCAACAAACAUUACAUCUGUAAGAAGGUUCAACAGUCAGCACAAAGCAACACUUCCCACGACACCUGUGUACAGUGUUUGUCGCGUAAUAAGAGGUUCAGUGUCCAGAGACCAAUGUUUGUCUACAAACCUGGCGAGUCUCAUGACGCAGGACGUCCUGUCUUCUCAUCACUUUUCCAUUCUCGUUUUGGUCCACACUUCACAGACGUAGGAAGCGCACGGAAGCAUUUGGAAGGCGUCUUAUUGCGUUCAAGGAUCACACCGUGGCAUCCUGACCCGGCAGCUCCACAGCCUCCACGUUUCACGAUGUAUCACAGAUUUCACGAUGGUGAACAAGUACAGCUGGGUGAUCCCUCUGCUGUAGUUCCCUCUAAAAAAGUUCUCAAGAGUAUAUUACAGGCCCACUUAAUGCCAUCUUCUGGUUCUUCGAGCCAGAGAACACCUGCCACAACCUUGACGGUAGACAGCGUCGCCCAUGGAGGACCGUCACUGACUACGACACAGUCCCUCACUGAUAAUGGAAAUGAAAGUGUCAUUGCCUUACUGACAAGUGCUUCAAGUGCUAGUGAAGCAAGUGUCAGUGUCAAUGGGGAAACAUCUGAGCUCAACACCUGCCAGACGGGAGAUGAGUCCUACCAGAGUUCUUGCUACAGCAUCCCAGGUGACCAACUCUCCUGGAGUGAUGCACAGAACCACUGUCUCUCCAGGACCUCACACCUGGCUGUCAUUAAUGACAGAGAGGAAUCAGAAUUCGUGCGAGGUCUGUUUGGUGAGACGGGGAGAGGUUGCUGGCUCGGUGGAUCUGUCAGCCAGGUUGAUGACGACCCUCCGGUGCUCUCCUGGGUCAACCAUCAACCAUUUACCUUCAUCAACUGGAACGAAUAUCAACCAAGUCUGGAAGACGGAAUGUGUCUGAGAGUGGCCGACAACUCUGGUGCCUGGAUAAUGUCCCACUGCCAGGAGAAACUAAACUAUAUCUGUGAGUAUGAGAUUACAACACCCACUCAGCCGCCCACCCAGCCGCCCACCGAGCCACCCACCCAGCCGCCCACCCAGCCACCCACCCAGCCGCCCAACGAGCCACCCACCCAGCCGGGCCCCCCGAGCCAUCCCCCCAGCUGCCCCUAG